AUGUGCUUAGGGUUUUGGAGCCAGGAAAAGAUCUCCCCCAGAGAUUCCUAGUCUCUUGGGGAGUAUGCUUUUUUUCUUCUGACCUUCAUAAUAACAGAGGUCUAGUCGGUGUCCGCGGCCACGGUGGAAGGGAUCGUCGCGAGUUGAUUACGUUACAACCAAACGCUGUCGGCGCCGAAUCGGUUUCUAACAAGAACUUUAUAAAUGAUUAAUUCAAACCAAGGGUAGGAGUCGCGAGACCCUUCAAUUUCUCAGAGAAAACAAGUUUUGUGUGCCAAAGUUCUCUGCCCCAGCGGUCUGUCACCGAAGUUCAACCGGCACCUGGUCUUAAGGUGCCGCGGCACUGCGCGUGCGCGAGCUACUGUCAAACGCGCUGACCAAGGCGGACAGGAAAAAAGGCGGGAGCCGCCAAUCCCAAGUGGAGCAAAAUGGCGCAAGAAAAUGAGAUGCAGGAGUUCACGCGGAGUUUCUUCCGAGGCCGACCUGACCUCAGCACGCUCACGCACUCCAUCGUGCGGCGGAAGUUCUUGGCUCAAGUGGGCCGCAAUCAUCUGAAACCCGAAGAGAAGCAGGUGCUGAAGAGGCUGGUGGAGGAAGAGCUGCUGAAGAUGCAGGUGGAUGAAGCUGGUUCUAGGGAAGAGAAGCUAGACCUUACCAAAAAGGUGAAGAGGCCUCCCACCCCCUGCAGUGACCCAGACAGCAAAAGGUUCCGCUUCAAUUCAGAGUCAGAAUCCAGCUCUGCAGCCUCCAGUCCUGACUCCUUUGGAUCCCCAACAAAGAAUGGGACGGCAGCAGCAGAAGUCAGCCCAGCCAAGGAAGAGAAGGGUCCAAGUCAAGCCUUAAAGAAAGUGGUUGAGAGCAGUGAUGAGGAACAGCAAGGAGACCUGACUGCAAAUAUGGGAAUAGAGAACAGUGAGGAGGAAGAGGGUUCUGUCAGAACCAGUAAGGUUUGGAAGGAAGGGAGCAGUGAGGAAGAUGAGAAAAAAGAAUACAAGGGAAGGACUAGGAAGAAACCUGGGAUCAAGAACAAACAGGCAUCAGGCAAGGCCUCAGCCAGGAAGAAGCAGGCCAGAGAAGAAAGGGAGGACAGUGAGGAAGAACCUGUCCAGAGAAUAGCAAAGAAGGCAGGGGGAAAUAGAGGGGCUCCAAGCCACCAGGAAAAUGAAAAGGAGAGUGAGGAGGAAGAGAUUGUGGCCAAGAAAGAGAGCAGGGAGGAGAAGGAGGUGGAGGAGGAGGAAUGGAAGCCUGGAGCCAGAGGCAAUGGAGGGGAAAGAUCAGCUUGGGAGGGGAGAAGCUGUAAGCAGAAAAGCAGGGCAGGGAGGCAAACGAAAGACUGGGAGGACAGCGGGGAUGAGAAAGAGGCAGUGGACAGUGGGGAGGACAGUGGGGAGGAUGAGGAGCCUCUAGUGCAUUGGAAGAGCAAGGACAGGACCCAGUGUAAGGGUGGUCAGAGUCAGAGCGGAAGCAAUGAGGAUGGAGAAGACAGAGGGAAGGUGCAAUCACCUGCCCAACUGGGCAGUGUCAACGGUGAGGAGAGUGACUUGGAGAGGGAAGUGAGUGACAGCGAGGCAGGAGAGAGCCCCAAGGGGGAAAGGAAAAACCGCUCAUCUAAGAAGAGCUCCAAGAAAGGCAGGACACGAAACUCUUCUUCCUCCUCGGAUGGAAGUCCAGAUCCUAAAGGCAGGAAGGCUACCUCUGGUCGCCGUGGAGAGGACCACCCAGCUGUGAUGAGGCUAAAACGCUACAUCCGGGCCUGCGGUGCUCAUCGAAACUAUAAGAAGCUGCUGGGCUCCUGUCGCUCACACAAGGAGCGUCUGAGUGUCCUCCGGGCUGAGCUGGAAGCCCUGGGAAUGAAGGGUAACCCUUCCUUAGAGAAGUGUAGGGCCCUGAAGGAACAGCGGGAAGAGGCAGCAGAGGUAGCUUCCCUGGAUGUUUCCAACAUCAUCAGUAGUUCAGGCCGGCCACGCAGACGUACAGCCUGGAACCCUUCAGGAGAAGCAGUCCCACCAGGGGAGCUAUACCGCAGAACACUGGACUCAGAGGAGGAGCGGCCCCGUCAGGCACCCCCAGACUGGUCACAUAUGCGUGGCAUCAUCAGCAGUGAUGCAGAGAGUAACUAAGCUUCCCUGUCCCCCAGGAGGAACCCUUUCUAUGUGUACAAAGUGUGUGUGGCACCUCCUACUCUAAACCUGCACAGACCAGGACCAGAGAAGACUGCAGCCCCCAUGGACAUAAGUUGUUCAGACACUACUUCUCAGCUUCACAUUCUCGGUUUAAAGUGUUUACAGGGGUUUAUUUUUAAAAGACUCAAUAAAGGAAUGUUUGUAAUUAC
Messenger RNA from Marmota flaviventris (yellow-bellied marmot), 2332 nucleotides. It is a transcript of the gene Hirip3, whose product is annotated as HIRA interacting protein 3. NCBI's taxonomy places the organism in Eukaryota, Metazoa, Chordata, Mammalia, Rodentia, Sciuridae. Gene Ontology annotation, cellular component: nucleus. The record is from RefSeq and is a predicted model, not a curated record.